AGCAGCAGUGAGCAUCGGAGAAAUUAAAAUGCCUUCUGCCUCAUCAGCCUAUAGCUUUAUUUUUGAUCUUUUUGUAAAGACUCUUAAGUAAUUGGAAUAUUGAUUAAUUUAGCUGAGAUCCACCACAUAUUUGAGACUCUAGUGAAUUGACCCUGGCCUCUAUAUAAAGCCUCACAGAAGAUGCAAGGGAUAAAGUUAUAAACCAACUCUUGCAUGGCUAUAGACGCUCGAUCUGUUAUCUGUACAUAUAGCAAGGUAGUUGAAAAUUAGAACAAGGGGAACCAGUACUCUUUAUUAGCCUGCAUGCAUGCACAAAUAUAAUCUGGAGUUUGUUAACUUGGAGUGAGUAUUAGUUCUGCUGGUACUAGUUGGAUUAAUCAUGGCUGAUAUGCAAAUCGUUCUGGCUUUAAAAACUAGUGUGGAAGCGCAGUAUGUGGAAAUGAUGGUUCCUCUUUAUUCUCCUGGGUGCGAGAAGAAAGUCAAGAAGGCCCUAUCCCACCUCAAAGGAAUAUACUCGGUGAACGUAGACUGCAGCCAACAAAAGGUGACGGUUUGGGGAAUAUGCAACAAAUACGAUGUACUAGCCACAAUAAGGACCAAGAGAAAACACGCUUGCUUUUGGAAUCCUGAAGACAACGAUAUUGAAGAGGACGGAGAGGAAGAAGCAGAGGUACCACCGACCGUGACGAUGUCGGAGUCAGACGACUCAACACCACCGAUUGCAAAAAGAAAGUACUUAUUAAGACAGCCUUCUUUAAAGGCUCUCACCAGGGUUCGCUCUUUGAGCUUGAGAGCAUGGAUGAAGGUCUUCACCAGGUCCCAUUCAUUCUCAUGAGUUAAUCAAUUUACAUAUACAUGCAGUAAAGUACUUCAAUGUCAACUCAUUGUUGUAAUUUGUAAAACAAGAUCGAUGAGAAGUAAUGCUAGCUCC
Rosa rugosa (rugosa rose) is the source of this 931-nucleotide messenger RNA. RefSeq lists its product as uncharacterized. Bases 380 to 835 code for a protein of 151 amino acids. Gene Ontology annotation, molecular function: metal ion binding. The transcript is spliced from 2 exons. The record is from RefSeq and is a predicted model, not a curated record. NCBI's taxonomy places the organism in Eukaryota, Viridiplantae, Streptophyta, Magnoliopsida, Rosales, Rosaceae.